AAAGUUUUACGUUGUCAAGUCGUGCAAUACUGAACCUACAACAAAUCCAAUGAUCUUGCAAAGGAAACAUAGGCAUUGUUUAUAUUUCUAUUGUUAUCUCGUAAUGAAGACGUAAUCGAUUUGUCUCCGUAUCGAAGGCUUGUCUGCACAGGAUAUUGGGUUUCUUUGAGUUCCUUUUGUUUUAGUAUAAAACCCACCAAAUACAAUGAUGAAAUAUCAGUUGUUUCUCAAAUUUCAUUGUGAUUUACAACUUAAAAACAUUUAACAAUGUUCAAGUCAGGUGUUGUGUAUUGUUUUGUUGUUGCCGUGUUCUUCAAGAAUGCUUUGGCCAUAACUGAUGAGUUAAAAUCUCAUAUAGAAGCAAAGUUCUUGACAGUUGGUGCAGAAUGUAUAAAAGAACAUCCCCUAACAAUUGAAGAUCUGUCUGCUUUUAAGAGCAGAGUCUUCCCUGAAGGUGAAAAUGCUGGAUGCUUCUCCGCUUGUAUUUUCAACAAACUUGGAUUGUUUGACGACAAAGGUUCUUUAUCCCACUUAACAGCUCUAGAAAACGCCAAGAAAGUAUUUGAAGAUCAAGGAGAAUUAGAAAAUAUUGAGAAAUUCCUCACCACUUGUGCUAAAGUCAACGACGAGGAAGUAUCUGAUGGGGAAAAAGGCUGCGAGAGAGCAAAAUUGGCUUACAACUGCUUCAUCGAAAAUUAUGAACAACUCGGAUUUGAUCUGGAGUUCUAAAGGAAUAGAGAAGACAACUCCUUACUCCUAUCAACACGUGGACGCACAAUAAUAUUUGCACCCUUAUGUUUAUAUACAAUAAGGUUUAAUUUACAUUAAUAAUGUUAUGUGUUAGAGAGCUAACAUUAGUAUUAUAGCACGGAUUGCGGACCUAUCAUAAGAUUUAUUUUUAAUCACAUUAUAAUUAUUUAAUCUA
Spodoptera frugiperda (fall armyworm) is the source of this 925-nucleotide messenger RNA. RefSeq lists its product as uncharacterized. NCBI's taxonomy places the organism in Eukaryota, Metazoa, Arthropoda, Insecta, Lepidoptera, Noctuidae. Bases 268 to 729 code for a protein of 153 amino acids. Gene Ontology annotation, biological process: sensory perception of smell. The transcript has 5 exons. Gene Ontology annotation, molecular function: odorant binding. The record is from RefSeq and is a predicted model, not a curated record.